UAACAAUAUUAAUAAGUAUAAUAAUAAUUACAAAAAAAAACUGAUGUGAGGUGGUGAAAUACACGGGCCCCUGCCUUGGGUUUGCUGCAGCCGCGGGGCCCAAAAUGUUGUUGACCCGGCCCGGUCUCCUCAUGAUUAUUGAUUAUUUUAGACUGAUUGAUGGAGGAGGAAGUGUAGUGAAUAACCAUAAAGCCUCAUUACAGCUCCAUCAUUAGUCUCGCCUGCAGCAGUGCUGUAAUAAUCCCGCAUCAGUGGCGGGGAAACGGCGGAUUGCUCAACGCGGCUGUGACGCGGCUCCGGGCGUCAUUGGGGCUCUGCUGCUGCGGUUUCUGCUUCUGCUUCCUGCUCUGACGAAACUGCAGAAUUCCCGGGAUCUGAAGCUCUAAUCCGCGUUUAAUCCCCGCUCAAUAACGCUCUGUGUACCGGUGUGAACGGCGAUAUGAGUGACGGAGCGGUUUAUUCCCGGUGCAGCGGCGGCAGGUCUGCGGUUGGAGUCCUGCGGGCUCCGAGUGCGCAUGCGCUCCCGGUGUUCGCCAGCGUAGACACGCGGUGCAGUGUUUUUCGCAACGCUUCAGACGCAAUAACGCGACGCCGAUCAGUCAUGGAAGUUUCCCCAGUUGAACAAUCAGGCUCUUUAAAAGCCUCCAGAUCCGCACAGCAGCACCCAACACCGGACACCGAGCACCGGCGAGCCGCCAUGAAGACCUGCUGCCUCCUUCUGCUGCACCUCUGUGUGUGCCAGCUGCUGUGUGUGCCCCUACAGCCACAGCUAACACACACACACACUGAACACACUCUGAGAGCCUUGAGUUUGGCCAAGAAGAUCCUAAACGACAUUCCAGCUGUGCAGGAGCUCUGCGCACCCAACACUGGUUUGAGUUCCUCCACUGAGGAGUUUUUAUCCAGUGAGUUCCAGAUCCCGACGUUGCCGCUGCUCAAAUCUGAGGAUUUAACACUGGAGGAGCGUGUGCAGCGGAUGCUCAUCGGUCUGGAGCUUCAUCACAGAGUCCUGCUGAAGCUGCUGGAGCCCUGCCGCCCAGAGAACCUACUGAACGACCUCGCAGAGCUGCGCACGCUGCUCCUCCUCCAGGUGCCCUCUGCUGGUCCUCAGGUGUUGCCGCACACACACACUCUCUCGGCUCCACUCAGCCAGUUCAAGCUGCAGGUGCGUGUGCGCGCGACACUCCGGCAGCUGCGCAGCUUCAUGCAGGACGUGUUCCGCAGCCUGCGCUGCAUCAGUGUGUCUCAAUGCUAACUGCACGCACAUACACACACACCAUGACUUUCGCUACAUAUUUAUAUAUUUAAUAUUUAUUGUUUUGAACAUUUGUUAUUUUGGUAGCCGACACAUGUUGUGUUUAACACAUGUUGACCGACACAUGUUGUGUGUUUAACACAUGUUGUGCCCUGUGGGUGCGCUGUAAUGUUCUAUUUAAAUGUAUUUAUUAUUAAAUUAUUUUCCUGAACUGGUCUUGUGGACGUGUGCUGCUCAUUUAUGUGCCAUUAUUGAAGACACAACACACACACACACACAGCAGAAAGAUUUAAUUUAACUUUAUUUUCAUAUCAAUGGAAAAAUAUAACCUCAUACAAAUGUCUGAUUCUGUCCGUCGUCGUCUUCUUAAAAGCUCGGUGAAUGACUCCAAUUAAGUGCCGCAAGAGGAAAACAAAACAAAAAAUUACAACCAAAAGCACAUGGAUGCUGCUCGGCUCGCCGCCGCUGACGUGUGUAUUAUUAAUUCGCAUCUUCUACGAGUAACACAUUAAGCUCAAGUCCAUCUGCACCGCUGGGUUUGGCACUCAGUUUCCUGCAAAACAAAUAAAGGAGAAUAAAGUCGCGUGUGGAGGUGUCUAAUAUCCCGUCGCUCCGCCGGAGCCUGCGCCUGUAGUGGCAAUAGUCUUCCCUAGGCAGGGCAGGUGAAGCUCCGAUCCGCACAUCCAUACUAACACACACCGGUAAGAGAACCAUUACUCAAUCAGCACUAUUAUUAAAGAAACACAGAGGAGGAGGAGGAGGAGGAGGAGGCCAGUAAUGUAGCGCAGCCGUGACGAGAGGCCGGACGCCUCCACUGCCGCUCGCCGAGGGAACGCAAGAGCAGCUCACUCAAUCGCAAACAAGAUAUUGAUCACCUUUAUUUAUUAUUGGUUGAAAUAUUGAGAGACGACGCGGAAACAGCGCCGCCCUCGCUCACUCACACACACACACUCCAGUCACGCCAUCAUGGCUCCAGCAGCAGGUUCCCGCGGC
This is a messenger RNA of Danio rerio (zebrafish), 2248 nucleotides long. Lineage: Eukaryota; Metazoa; Chordata; Actinopteri; Cypriniformes; Danionidae. The record is from RefSeq and is a predicted model, not a curated record.